Messenger RNA from Lodderomyces beijingensis, 1482 nucleotides. Lineage: Eukaryota; Fungi; Ascomycota; Pichiomycetes; Serinales; Debaryomycetaceae. The record is from the annotation of a GenBank genome assembly.
AUGAGUUCAGACCUAGAAAAAGAAGAGAAAGAAGAAGAAGAAGAACAGAUUAGAUACGAUGACUCAGUGAGGAUCAAGAGCUACGCCACUUCGUUCGACAUCACUAGCGCCGAGGAUGUUCCAGAUUUGAGAAAUUUGAAGUAUAGAACAUCGACUGAUCAUUUAAACUGUCCCGUUUGCCAACAGCCUUUUAUAGCUCCACUUACAACGAUAUGCGGGCAUACGUUUUGCAAAGAUUGCAUCUAUGAGUGCUUAAAGUCGUUGAAAAGUUCCGGCACCACCUCGGCCUCAACUGGUUCAGGCUCGGGCUCGGGCUCGGGCUCGGAUUCCGGGUUCUGUCCACUUGAUCGGACUCCACUCGACGCGGCCAACAUAAAUGACUUGUUUCCCACGCCGCUUAUAGUCACGAACCUCAUUGAUGAUUUAAAAGUAUCCUGUUUGAACCACGAGCGAGGAUGCGAAUGGAGUGGGUGUCGGUGGGAGGUUGAACACCACGUCUUGGACGUUUGCCCUUAUACGGGGGUGCGUUGCCAUGGGCAAAGACUCAAACGAAAUGGAAACGAGAUUGAAAAAUUAGAAAACAAGUGUGAUUUGCUUGUUGAAAGGCGGCACAUGAAGAAGCAAAAAGAUGCUGAAUGCGUUCAUCGACUAUUCCAAUGUGAAUUCUGCAAACGGCAAGUCUCGCUUUUGACACAGGAGAAACACCUCGAACAAGAGUGCUUGUUCAACUACAAGAGCUGUGAGCUCUGCGGCAAUGACUCCAUUGCUGCCAAGAACUUGGAAAAACAUCGCGAAAACUGCAUCAAGACGGGCAAAAUCAAGUGCCCCGCGCAUGAAAUUGGAUGCAAAUGGGUCGGCUCUAAUGAGACCUCGUUGGAGAUACACUUAGGAGAUGGCCACUGCCAGUUGAACCAGUUUCUACCCUCUUUCAACAAGAUGUCGAGCCGGAUGUCGACGCUAGAGCUGGAAAACGAGUUUUUACAAAAACAAGUACACAAGAUUCUCGAUUCAAUCAUUCAAGGCAAAGUCUCGAAUCUCGGCUACAAUGACAAUUUGGAAGAGAUCAACAAGUUCAAGGACAAUGUCGAGGACCAGGAUAAGUUGAUUUAUUUGAAUUUCGAGCUUGACCGGUUAAAGUUUGAAAUCAAUGAGAAACUCGUGCCGUUUAUGAACAAGUACAACAACAGCUUCACCAGCCGCAACGAACAGGAAAACAUCAACAACGCCACGAUGUUGAAGAACUUGAUCAGCGACAACUUUAUCAUGAGAGAGGAUAUGAAUGUCCAGCGCAUGAUGAUCAACAGCCUAAGAAAACAACUCCAGUAUUUGUUGUUUGCACGGAACAAGAAUGUGGGGUUGAAUGCCAACAGCGGCUCGCUUAUGGUGAUGCAGAACACGGGCGAAGAAUCGAUGGUUCCCGGUGAAUUCUACAAUUCCAUCUCCCGAAGUAACUCAGAGGAAAGAUUGAACUUGAAACUAUAG